Rubroshorea leprosula is the source of this 5334-nucleotide messenger RNA. NCBI's taxonomy places the organism in Eukaryota, Viridiplantae, Streptophyta, Magnoliopsida, Malvales, Dipterocarpaceae. The record is from the annotation of a GenBank genome assembly.
GCAAAGCUUCGGCCUUAGUUGCUCUUUCUAAGCUCUCCAAGUUUCCACUUUCCUUCCAUCGUUACUGAAACCAACUAAGACCCUUCACUACCAUUCUCAGAAAACCAUUGUUCUUGCCUUCAGCCAAGCAGACCCUGAAUUUAAUCUUCCCCCUCUUCUUCUGGUUUCUUUCUUCUUUUUGUUUGUGAAAAAAUGGAUUGGAGUAGCAUUUUGGGCAAAUGCUUUGAUUAUCCAGUCGGGUACAUUAAAGAACAUUCAGAUUACGUGCUUAGCUACGAAAGCAACGUCGACAAUCUCCUGAAACAGGUUAGGAACCUGACAAAUGCAAGGGAGAGAGUGCAACAUGAUGUGGACGCAGCCGUCCGAAAUGCUGAAGAAAUCCAAAGCCAUGUCAGCAAAUGGCUGGAUGACGUUGAUGACAUCAUUGAAAAGGUCAAGCACUUGUUGCCCGAUGAAGACAUACCGAAGAACAAGUGCUUUUUUGGCUGGUGUCCGAAUCCCAAGUCCCGGUACAGCCUCGGCAAGAAAGCAGUGAGGGAAGCAAAGACUGUCAAUGAACUCCUGCAACAAGGAAACGGAUUCAGUAGAGUUUCCUAUCGUGUUAUUCCGGUCGAGAUUCAGGCGCCGCCACCCAGAAGAAGUUACAGGGCUUUUGAAUCGAGAAUGUUGACUCUGAAUGCAAUUAUGAAUGCACUGACAGAUGCUACUGUGGAGAUUGUUGGAGUUUAUGGCGUCCCUGGCGUAGGUAAGAGUACAUUAGUCAAAGAUGUGGCCAGAAAAGCCAAGGAAGAGAAGUUCAAUGCGGUAGUUAUGGCGGUUGUGGCUGGGAUGCCAGAGCUGAGGAAGAUUCAAGGCCAGAUUGCAGAUUAUCUGGGGCUCAAAUUUGAUGACGAGACUGAAACCGGAAGAGCAAGCAGGCUGCGCCUGAGGGUGAAGAAGGAGGAGAGAAUUCUUGUCAUUUUGGAUGAUAUUCAGACAACCUUUGAUCUUGAGGAAGUGGGGAUUCCAGUUGGGAAUGAUCACAGGGGAUGCAAGGUAGUUCUGACCUCUAGAAACAUCAGCAUUCUGAAUCAGAUGGAUGCUCAGAAGAAUUUUGAAGUGAAGAGUUUACCAGAAGACGAAGCAUGGGAUUUAUUCAAGCAGAUGGCAGGGGAAGCUCUUGAAAGUCCCCAGUUGCAGUCAGUAGCUGCUGAUUUGUGCAGGCAGUGUGGGGGGCUGCCAAUUGCCAUAGUAAACGUUGCAAGAGCCAUGAGAAAUAAGGAUCCUUCUGAAUGGGAAAAUGCCUUGACAGAACUCAAAAGCCCUUCCCCGGGCAGGCCCUUCGAUGCAUCCUCAGCUGUAGAGUUCAGCUACAAUCGUCUAGGCUCAGAUGAGCUUAAAUCAGCCUUCUUGCUUUGUGGUCUCAUGCCUCCGGAUGCUUCGGUUUUGGAUUUGCUGAAGUAUGGUAUGGGAUUGGGUUUAUUCCGAGGCACCAAUACCCUUGAAGAAGCGCGACAGAGAUGGAAUGCGUUGCUGGAUAGCCUCAAAUCCUUCUGUUUGCUGCUUGACAGUCAUAUCAGUACUGGUGAUUUCACAAUGCAUGAUAUUGUUCGCAAUGUUGCUGCUUCAAUUGCAUCCAGAGACCAACAUGUGCUUUCUGUGAGGAAUCAGGAUGGAGUUAGAGGAUGGCCUGAUGCAGGCACCCUUAGAAAAUGCACUGGUAUCUCUCUAUUUACUGAUGAUCUUAUUAAGCUUCCUCCAGAUCUAGAAUAUCCAAAACUUAAAUUUUUUCAAGUCUACAACAAGGAUCCUUCUUUGAAGGUUCCAGACAAUUUUUUUGAGAGGAAGAGAGCAUUAGAAGUUUUAGAUUGGAUUGGAAUGCAGUUUCUAUCAUUGCCUUCAUCAUUUAGUCUCUUGGGAAACCUUCGAACAUUGUCUUUGGAGUCAUGCAUGUUGAGGGAUGUAGCUAUGCCUUUUAUUAGAGAGCUGAAGCAACUAGAAAUCCUUAGCUUAUACAAAUCUGUCAUAGAACAGCUGCCUGAAGAAAUAGGACAACUAGCUCGGCUAAAGCUGUUGAAUUUGCUAGAUUGUUCCAAGCUGAAAGUGAUUCCAAAGGAUGUGAUUUCGAACUUAGGUCAGCUAGAAGAACUGUAUGUGGGAAACAGCUUUUAUCAAUGGGAGGCUGAGACUGGUAGACAGGACAGGCAAAGAACAGGCAAUGCUAGCCUUGCUGAGUUGAAGCACUUGCCUAAUCUGACUGCCUUGCACUUGCAUAUUCCUGAUUCUCAGAUUAUGCCAAAGGACUUGUCCUUUGAGAAGUUGAAAAGACAUAAGAUCUCCAUAGGAGACAUAUGGGAUUGGUCUGGUAAGAAAGAAACCUCAACAACAUUGAAGCUCAAACUCCAUGAGGAUAUUCAUCUGAAUCAUGGAAUCAAACAGCUUUUGGUGAAAACUGAAGAUCUGUAUUUGGAUGAACUGAAAGGUGUUAAGAAUGUAUUGUAUGAAUUAGAUGGGCAAGGUUUUCAAAACUUAAAGCAUCUCCAUGUUCAAAAUAGUAUGGAGAUUCAAUACAUCAUUAACUCAAACGAAGUGGAAGGUGUUCCUCAAACUGCCUUUCCAGUGUUGGAGUCACUGUCUCUUCAGAGUUUGUCUAACUUGGAGAAGAUAUCUCCUAGCCAACUUAAGGUAGGGUCUUUCACGGAAUUGAGGAUCAUAAAAGUGAAAGGCUGUGAGAAACUGAAGAAUUUAUUCUCACUCUCCAUAGCCAGAGUCCUUUCCCAACUUCAAGAAAUUGAAGUGGCUGAUUGCAAGAGAAUGGUAGAGAUUAUCAACAAGGGAAGAGGGAAUGAUGAUAUUGAUGAUAAUGGAGCAAGAGAUGAAGUUGAGUUCUCGCACUUACAUUCAUUGACUCUGCAAUAUCUACCAGAGCUUGUUAGCUUCUGCACAGAAGAUGGUUUGGCUUCUACAUCUCACUGGAUGGUGUCUAACAAGAGCUUUUCAGGAGAAGAACUCAGUACCUCCAGGGCACUUUUCAACCAAAAGGUCAUGUUGCCCAACUUGGAGAAGUUGAAUCUUUCUUCCAUUAAAACCACAAAGAUAUGGAAAGAGCUUUCAGCAAUGGCUGUGAGCAUCCAGAAUUUAACAAGCAUAACAGUUGAGAGGUGUGAAAGGUUGAAAUAUUUGUUGCCAUCCUCUGCAGUAAGCAGUCUGGUGCAACUCAGACAAUUGAGCAUAAGCAAAUGCAGGGUUAUGGAAGAGAUCAUAUUCAUGGAAGAAGUUCCAAGGGAGGAGAGAAUGGAUAUAAUUUUGUUCCCUAACCUGUAUUCCCUCAAGAUAAAAGACGUUCAGAAUCUCACUAGAUUUUGCUCUGGAAAUCAUGUUGAGUUUCCUUCAUUGAAGCUAUUACAGAUUGAGAAUUGUCCUAAAUUAGAGACAUUUGUCCACAAAUCUUUGAGGAAAGACAUGAUAAAGAAAGGAGAAUAUCAGAUUCCUGGUGGCAUUCAACCUCUCUUCGAUGAAAAGGUUUCAUUUCCCAGCUUGGAGUCGGUGAAAAUCUCCAACUUGAAAAGCCUGAAAAUGUUAUGGAAUAAUCAACUAGCAGCAGGUUCCUUCUCUGAACUAAAAGAUCUGGAAGUUGAAUCCUGUGCUGAUCUAAGGACAAUUUUUCCAUCUAAUAUGUUGAGGAGAUUUUUGAAAUUGGAAACAUUGACUCUGAGUAAGUGUGAUUCAGUACAAGUGGUCUUUGAGUUCCGAGGUCUAAAUGUUGAGGGAACCUAUCCUGCAGGCUCUCAGUUAAGGAAACUGUAUUUACUCAGCCUACCACAACUCAAGCAUAUUUGGAAGAAAGAUUCCAGUGGAAUUCUCACAUUCUAUGAUAUAAAUAUCAUUGAUGUAUAUGAAUGUGGUAGCCUGAAAAAUCUGUUUCCAACAUCAGUUGCCAGAGGUCUUCUGGAACUUGAAAGGCUUGUGAUAGACUCGUGUGGACUGGAAGAAAUUGUCGAACAGGAAAAAGGACUAGAAGCUGAUGUUAACUUUGUGUUUCCUAAAGUAUCCUUCCUGCAAUUCUGGAAUCUACCGAAACUCAGAAGUUUCUAUCCAGGAGUGCAUUCUGUAGAAUGGCCAGCGUUGAGAAAAUUGAAGGCAUAUCAUUGUGGCGAAACAAAAAUAUUCACCUCAAAAUCUUCCAUUCCUGGGGAGAAACAGAUUCUAGGAUCUCUCUUCCUAGUUGAAAAGGUCAUGCCAAACUUGGAGGAAGUAUCACUAAAUAGUGAUGAUAUUGAGAUGAUACGUUCCCUCCAUUAUUCAGCAAACUUCUUCAGCAAAACUAAAGUUGUCCAGGUGCACUGCUAUCAUAAUGAAUCUGACAGUUUCCCCUUUGAUUUCCUCCAAAACUUCUACAAUCUAGAAAGGCUUGAAAUUGGUUGUAGCUUAUUCAAAGAGCUGUUCUCAUAUGGAGGGUAUGAAGAGAAACUUGCCACGGCACUCUCAGGAAUUAAGAGCUUAAAGCUCAUUGCCCUCCCCAAUGUAGUGCAUGUUUGGCCUCAAGGCUCAAAUAUGGACUCAGUUUUUCCAAGAAUUGAAGGCCUAGAAGUAUGGGAAUGCAAUGGUUUGACCAAUUUGGCACCAUCAUCAGCAUCUUUCCAUACAUUGACAACUUUGGAUAUAUGUAAAUGCAAAGGGAUGAUGAAUAUAGUCACAUCUUCCACUGCCAAAAGUCUGGUGCAGCUCAUAAAAAUGAGCAUUAGAGAAUGCAGCACUGUGACGGAGAUAGUUGAAGAUGAAGAAGAGGAAGAAGAAGAGAGAAAAGAAGAAAUUGUUCUUAGCAGUUUGAAAUGCUUAGAACUACAUGAUUUGCCAAGCCUUGAAAUGUUCUGCUCAGGGAAUUGUAACUGUCCAUGUCUGGAAGAUGUGACUGUGACUCAAUGCCCCAAGUUUUGGGUAUUCUCUUUGGGAGUGUUAAGCACACCAAAUCUGCAGAAAGUAUGGCUGACAGAAGCAAAGGAUCAAAGUCUUUGGAAAGGAGACCUUAAUGCCACCUUAUACUUUCAUUCAGAUUACCCUAAAUUGGUAUAAGUCAGAUGAAGCAAAAAUCUGGAGGAUUCCCACUUUUUCUUCUAAGAAAUUUUACCCCUUUCAUCCAUUCUUCCAUAUUCAACAGUUCAUCGUUCUUUCCUGGAUGUAAUGACCAGAUUAUUUUGUAAGAACCAAGUUAAGUUGGCUUCUAUGGUUUGAUCAACUUUAUUUCAUGUAUAUGAGAAUAUUGUUCUCCUUUUUUUUUUUUCUCCCUUCAGGAAUUACAUCUCAUUUAUGAGAAGACUGAGUUUGUUUGGAUCAUAAUCAAAGAAAACCCAGAAC